AUGGCCAAUGGUCAGGAGAUGAUUGUCGUCACGGUCAACUACAGACUGGGAGUUUUUGGUUUCCUUUCGACCGACGACGUUAACCAGCCUGGAAACAAUGGAAUUCGCGACCAGUUGCUUUCACUGCAGUGGAUAAAUCAGAAUAUUGGCCUGUUUCAAGGCAACCCCAAUCAGGUGACCAUAAUGGGUCACGAUGCCGGUGGAGUUUCCGUAGGCAUGCACCUCCUGAAUCAGGAUGCUGCCAAGUACUUCCGGUCAGCUGUCUCUAUCAGCGGCACCGUCUUUAGCCCAUGGGCUUUUGAAGAUGUGCCAGUGCAACAGGCUCGUGAUUUCGGCUACCGUUUUGGUUGUCCCUACCAAACGGACAAACUAGUGGAGUGUCUUCGAUACGCUGACGCCAAUUCACUCAUUCAGACGACGCUCGACUCGGUUGACGUAAACAGUAACCGCAAUCCAUUUUGGUUCCGAGCAGUGGUCGACAAGAACGUCACUACGUCUGCGCUGCUCGCCGAUUUUCCCCAACAACUGUACCAGGCGGGAAAAAACAAUCGCGUGCCAUACCUGGUGGCAGGCACUUCCAAUGAAGGCAGUCUAGAGUUUUACCUUCAAUCAGAACGUGUGAAGAGCUUUCAAGAGCUAGACGCCAAAAUUGCUUUUCUAAUUAGACCGUACCUGAAGCACUACACCAAUGAAGAUGCCAUUGCUGCCGCCUUUUCCUUCAAGUACUUUAAUCGAACCCAUCGAGCCUACUCAGCCAGUGGGACAGGCAAUCUCUUCUCCGGCGCAUCGAAUCCCUACUCCCAGCAGUCUGCCAUCAGUCAGAACAAUGCGUACAACACCUUUGGCCACCUCAACCAGUACGGCGGCAGCAACACGGGCAGUGGAGUUCAGUACGGCACUGUUUCGGGCUACAAUGAACUGCAGUCGAAUCAAAUUUUUUCUCAGAUGCUGGGCGACUACCUCUACCUUGCACCGAUGGACAAUGCGGCCAAGCUGCACGCCGCUUCCGGCGCCGAGGUGAUCAUGUUGGUGUUUGACUACACGGGCAGCAAGUCUUUUGGCACCCUACAGAUCGGAGCUCCUUCGGUGUCACGCGACAACUACGGUGCGACGCACAACAAUGAUUUGUGGUACAGUUGGCUCAAUGAGUACGACCUGACCCCGCUGACUGGAAAUGAGUUUACCCUCUACCGAAGUUACAGCUCAUUUCUGGCGCAAUUUGUGCUUCUCGGCACUGCGAGCAAGAACUUUCUCCGGUACACUCCGCAAACGCCCAACUACGUCAGCAUCCGUUUUCCUAGCACACAAACGACCAAUGUAGUGGCGCAGUUUGGUCGUGGCUAUCGAACGGAUUACUUUGACUUUCUCAACGACUUUUUAGCUCAACUAAUUGAGAAGAGCAAAAUCUUCCCGCCGUACUUUCCCAUUGAGGAGUACAAGUCAUACCAAACGGCCACCUGGAGCUUAGUGGGCGUGGUCAUUCUUGUAGUCGUCCUCGUCGUCAUUGCUGGUGCCAUUCUGUUCCUCCGAAAGAAGGACAACGGUCCGAGUGAACAGGUUCGACUGAAGAGAAGGAGAGAUGAGUCAGAUCCACUUAAUGGCUAG
Rhagoletis zephyria (snowberry fruit fly) is the source of this 1605-nucleotide messenger RNA. The record is from RefSeq and is a predicted model, not a curated record. Lineage: Eukaryota; Metazoa; Arthropoda; Insecta; Diptera; Tephritidae.